UAUCAGGCCGGCUGAGGUCGUUCAUGACCCGUUUCACAACAAAUAAUAUAUUCAAUUAAGCUUAGGGUUUUUGGUUUUCUCAGCUUGUGAAUUAUUAUUUGAAUGGGCUACCAUGAAUAUUGAAGUGGAUAGAAACACGUUUCGUUAUACGUGUUGUACGAAGCGGACGGCGAAAUAAGUUGCAGUCCGCGUUUCAAGAUCACGAAUAAAAGGAUUAAAAUAUACAACUGUAGCGCAAAUAGCACAGGCGUCGCUGUCAACGGUAAAUAAGUGGGCUUUAGAUAACUAACAAUCGCCGUCGUGAAGCGCCCCAUUUGGCAUGCAACUGAUAAUAAAUAAACAAGCCCGAUUGUUUAGUGAUAUGUUCAACAGCGGAGAAAGAUUAGUGAGUGUUCGGUUGAAGUCCCAAAAAGGUUGUUCUUUCGCCGCAGACAAGAGCCGGUAGCAUUCGCGAUACUGUUCUACCAGUUUGAAUACCCGCAAGUUAGUUAAAGUUUAUUUUGCUUUUCUUUAAUGGACAAACGUAAUGCAGAGCAGCAUAAGAUGUAUCAGAACCUUCCCCAGGACGAGAACGGAUUGGCGACAGUUAUCGAAGUUCUGAUUUGACCGCUGGUUCCGACAGUCGUUAGCAAUUCGCUUAGCAAUGACACCCAAUCUUCCGGGUGGUGCGGUUCCGGAUGGAAACAUUCAGGUUUUGGCGUUGGAAGAGAAGCACGUUGCAGUCGGCAAAGACGGUAACAUAGAUGACGAUUAUUCGGAACAGUUCCCACCGGUUGGGGCACUUCUAGUCAACAAAAUUCGAAAUGGGUGGUGCAGUGAAAAGUUGUUGAAAAAGCGAUUACCAAUUCUUCAGUGGUUACCCGGCUAUCGCAGGGAGUAUUUCGUGGAGGAUAUCGUGGCAGGUCUAACUGUUGGAUUGACCGUCAUUCCACAGGGAAUAGCCUAUGCGGUCGUUGCGAGCCUGGAACCGCAGUACGGACUGUAUUCAGCUUUUGCUGGUUGUUUCGUGUACUUCGUGUUUGGUAGUUGUAAGGAUAUCACGAUCGGUCCGACUGCCAUCAUGUCACUGAUGGUGCAGAUUCAUGUGGCCAAUUUGGGACCCGCAUUCGCUAUAUUGUCGGCAUUUUUAGCCGGCUGUAUCAUAUUGGUGCUAGGACUUUUAAAUUUAGGCUUUUUAGUGCAAUUCAUUUCCAUGCCCGUGACGGCGGGCUUCACAUCGGCAGCCGCAAUCACCAUAGCCAGUGGUCAGGUUAAAUCGUUACUUGGGCUACCAGGUAAAUCCAACGAGUUCCUCGAGUCCUGGAUAAACGUCGUUGAGAAUAUUCACCUAACUCGUUUGUGGGACUCCAUAUUGGGAGUUAGCUCAAUUGUAAUACUCUUGCUGAUGAUGCAGCUAAAAAAUCUCGAUGGUCGUUGGAAAACGGUCGGCAAGUAUCUGUCGUUGUCUCGCAAUGCCAUUGUGGUCAUUGGAGGUACAUUGCUGGCUUAUAUCCUAAGUACAGACGGAGUAGCUCCUUUCUUGUUGACUGGUAACGUAACGUCAGGGUUACCACCAUUUCAACUACCACCUUUUUCGACGGUGGUCAACAAUCAAACCUACACCUUCACCGACAUGGUAUCCGAGUUGGGUACCUCGGUAAUAGCACUUCCACUGAUAGCAAUUCUGGAGAGUAUCGCAAUUGCUAAAGCUUUCUCCAAAGGUAAGACAAUAGACGCCACGCAGGAGAUGAUCGCCCUAGGUCUGUGCAACCUCGCUGGUUCCUUCUUCUCGUCAAUGCCCGUCACAGGCUCAUUCACGAGAUCAGCUGUCAACAACAGCAGCGGAGUUAGAACUCCCGCUGGUGGGGUAACAACGGGUCUCGUAGUGCUGCUGGCGUUGGGUUUACUGGCCAGCUCUUUCUUCUACAUUCCGAAAGCCACUCUUGCCGCAGUGAUCAUUGCUGCCAUGUUCUUCAUGGUGGAGUUUCACGCGGCAGCCGAAAUCUGGCGAACGAAAAAGAUCGAUAUAAUUCCGUUCUUCACGACACUUAUUGCUUGUCUUUUGAUUGGGCUAGAAUACGGAAUGAUUAUUGGAAUCGGAGUUAAUCUUUGUUUUGUACUCUACCUUACAUCCCGUCCCAAUAUUAUCCACCGAAUCGAGAGGGUAAACGAUUACGAGUUGCUGGUUGUGAGCCCAGAUCAAAGUUUAAUCUAUUCAUCGGCGGAAUAUCUCAAAUAUCGGGUCCUAAAACUAUCUCAACAAAAUCAGGUCGAUGUGGUGAUAAUUAAGGGCUCUGCCGUUAGUUAUAUUGAUUCUACGGUAGCGAAAAUUCUUGCCGGAAUUGUUGAAGAUCUGCGCGUUCAGGGUAAACCGGUAUACUUCUGGAACUGGCAGCGUUCGGUGCAGCAUACUGCCUUUCGGCUGGAUUCCGCGUUGUUUGUGCCGCUUUUUAAACGCGGAGACUCAACGCUCGAGAUUGUCAAGUGCUGGACGCUGAAAAGCAAUCGGAACGACGCCUAAUGUGAUUUUGUGGGUACCUAAUAUUGUGCUUUAAUCUAGUUUCGUAAGUUUACUUAGUUUGUAGCGUAAAACCGACAGUAAAGAAAAACGAAAGUAUUUUUAGCUAUAUAUGAACAGAUUUCAUCGUGCGGUUGAUGUAAAUAAACUUUUUGUUGCGAAAUAUUUUUGUAACUCGAA
Molecule: messenger RNA, 2677 nt
Organism: Wyeomyia smithii (pitcher-plant mosquito)
Lineage: Eukaryota; Metazoa; Arthropoda; Insecta; Diptera; Culicidae
Product: sodium-independent sulfate anion transporter-like
Exons: 6
Coding region: 644-2500 (618 amino acids)
Biological process (GO): transmembrane transport
Cellular component (GO): membrane
Molecular function (GO): sulfate transmembrane transporter activity
Source: RefSeq, a predicted model, not a curated record